This is a messenger RNA of Nerophis lumbriciformis (worm pipefish), 2130 nucleotides long. The record is from RefSeq and is a predicted model, not a curated record. NCBI's taxonomy places the organism in Eukaryota, Metazoa, Chordata, Actinopteri, Syngnathiformes, Syngnathidae.
AUGAGAGCACCAGUGACUCUCCUGGCACUGUCUCUCCUCCACAGUUGUUUGUCAGUUCCUGUCAGCCGUCCGACCAACUGGCUACGACAAUGUCGAGCCUCCACCAACCUCUCCAUAACAGCUUUAGGGGCACUACCUGGCGGAGGCUGGGAUAACCUCAGAAACAUGGAUAUGGGUCGGGUCAUGAACCUCAGCUAUUUCCAUUGCCAGACCACUGAGGAUGGGCUCUACUACAUCCCGGAUGAAGUGUUUGUCAUACCACACAAAGAGACCGGAGUGGAGACCAACUCAGAGAUGAUCAGAUCCUGGCAGGAGCAUAAAAGCUCUAUGUCUCGAGGCAUAAAUGCUGAUGUUUCAUUCUUCUCUCUGCUGAAUGGAAAAUUCUCUCUCGAAAACCUGAGAAUGAAAAUCCAUCAGGUCGAAGACUCUUCAACCACAACAAGGGUGCAGGUUCGCAACCUCAUCUACACAGUUAAGGCUUAUCCUGACUUCAAUCUAGAUUCACGUUUUGCUGAGAUAGCCAAGGAGAUUGCCGAUGCUAUUGAAAACAACCAAACAAAGAAUGGGAACUAUCUCUCUGAGAAGAUGGUGCUGGAGUACGGAACUCACGUGAUCACCAGUGUUGAUGUGGGGGCUGUGUUGGUGGAGGAGGACUACCUGCGUAACUCGUAUGUAUCGGACAAUGAGUCUCAAAGUUCUAGCAUCAAAGUCUCAGCUGGCCUGAACUUUUUCGACAAACUCAAGUUUGACAUAAGCAGCCAAAACACCAAACAGAGCUCGUCACUCCAGGCAUAUCAGUCAAACAUUCAGUAUUCACUCAUUCAAAGCCAUGGCAGCAUACCUUUUUAUCCAGGCAUCACGCUACAAAAGUGGCAGGAAAGCACCAGAAACAACUUGGUUGCAGUUGAUCGGUUAGGAUUAGCCCUACCCUUCUUCAUAAAUGCCAACACCUUACCCGAUUUGCCACAGCCAACUGUUAAUAAAGUAGCCAACUCUGUGAGAAAAGCCAUAGAACGCUAUUACAAGGUCAACACGCGGCCUGGGUGCGUUGACAUCAACUCCAAGAACUUCAACUUCCAAGCAAAUAUCGACGACGCAUCGUGUGAAGGCCCCACUACUAACCUCAGUUUUGGUGGCGUCUACCAAGAGUGUAUUCCCAUCUCCCAAAAUGCACAACCACUGUGUGACGCAUUGGCCCAAAAAAAUCCAGAUACAGGUGCCUUUUCCUGUAGCUCACCUUACACGGCAACAUUGCUAAGAUCAGAAGUCAGACAGCAAGCUUACACAAAAUACGAAUGUCACGAUGAGACAUAUCGAUGUGGGAUAUUUUACUUGCGGACCUGCCAUCGUCAAGUGUGUCAAGACAACGCGUACGUACGCUCAGCUCACAUUAAGACAUACUGGUGUUCGUUCAGCGGAGAGGCACCCGAAAACACCGGUUAUCUCUUUGGUGGGAUUUAUGGCCCCUCUCUGGUAAACCCCAUCACCAACAGUAAAACCUGCCCAACAGACUUUUUGCCUCUGAAGUUUCUCUCAGAUGGCCAAAUGAUCUGUUUGAGUAAAGACUAUGAAACCGGCACCAAAUAUGCAGUACCGUUCGGAGGUCUCUUUAGCUGUCAGUCAAAUAAUGUCUUGGCAGGAAACCAACAUCGCUGCCCUCCAAAGUUCAGUCAGCAUCUAGCUGCAGUUAGUGAUGGCUGUGAAAUCCUUUACUGUGUCCAGUCAGGCUUAUUCACAGGUGGGCAGCUGCUUCCCAUCCACCUCCCUCCUUUCACGAGAGCACCAUGCCUUACUGCGAAAACCACUAACACCGUAAUGGUGUUGACAGAAGGUGAAAAAAGCUGGGUACGAGUUGGAAAUACCAAAGCUUGGAAACUGGCAGAUGCGAAGGAUGUUCGCGAGAUUUUGCAAAACUUCAGCUCAAGUCAAAAUCAAAUGUCUAGUGGAGAAAAGGCAGGGCUAGCGUUUGGAGUGAUGGGCAUGAUGGCUCUGGUGGCCGUGGGAGUGGUCUUAGUAAAAAGAAGAAAAAUGCUGCACAGGAUCACUGUAAGGCGGGGCUACACAGAAAUACUCCAGGAAGAGUCCGUGGAUAAUGAAAGGGAGAGAGCGAUUCUGGAAGAGAAUGCCUGA